Molecule: messenger RNA, 1908 nt
Organism: Penicillium taxi
Lineage: Eukaryota; Fungi; Ascomycota; Eurotiomycetes; Eurotiales; Aspergillaceae
Product: oxidative DNA demethylase
Exons: 2
Coding region: 1-1908 (635 amino acids)
Biological process (GO): regulation of translational termination; peptidyl-proline hydroxylation
Cellular component (GO): cytoplasm
Molecular function (GO): peptidyl-proline dioxygenase activity; iron ion binding; L-ascorbic acid binding
Source: RefSeq, a predicted model, not a curated record
AUGAAGCGCAAGACAGAAGCAAGAGGCUCUCUGGAUGCCAAUGGCCCUCGAAACUCCAAGAAGCGGGCUCUGUCCAGCGAAGAAGCCGCUGCGCGCUUUCGCGACGGUUUGUUCGACCCCGCGGAGCAGCAGAAGUAUACAGACUACCACAAGAACUCCGGGCCCUACAAGCAUGCUGUAAUUCGUCCCCUAAUUGAAGACUCCUUGCUCCGAUCUGUUCGUCAAGAGAUUCAAGACCAAGUCGAAUUCACCGAGAAGGAAACCGAUAUCUACAAGAUCUUCCAAUCGGGUGAUCUGGCCAACCUGGAUGGCUUGGAUGACUCCUCGCUCUCCAAACUGCCGUCUCUGUUGAAGCUCCGCGAUGCCAUAUACUCGGCCCGCUUCCGCGAGUACUUGUCCCAGGUGGCUGGCUCUGGGAAGCUGAGUGGACUGAAGACUGAUAUGGCUAUUAACGUUUAUACCGAAGGAUGUCAUCUUUUGUGCCAUGAUGAUGUCAUUGGCAGCCGACGUAUCAGUUACAUUCUCUACCUCACCGACCCCGACACCCCAUGGCAAGCUGAGUGGGGUGGUGCCUUGCGCCUGUUCCCAACCAAGACCGAGAAGGAUGCCGAAGGUGAAGAUGUCAUGAUCCCCAGUCCAGACUUCACUCUCUCUAUCCCCCCUGCCUUCAACCAACUGAGCUUCUUUGUCGUCCAACCUGGCCAGAGUUUCCACGAUGUCGAAGAAGUAUUUCACCACCGUGAGGGCGACGACAAGUCCAAGAAGCGAGUACGAAUGGCCAUCAGUGGAUGGUUCCACAUUCCCCAAAAGGGUGAAGAUGGAUAUAUUGAGGGAUUGGAGGAGAAGCUGGCCGAGCGCAGCAGUCUCGCCCAGCUGCAGGGCCGCGGCGACAUCUACGACCUGCCCCAGCCUCAGCCAGUCAUGUGGGAAGAACCAGAGGUAGAGACUGACAGCAAGGGCAAGGGCAAGGUAGACGAGCAUGUGGAAGACGACGAAUUCACCGAGUCCGACCUCGAGUUCCUCGUGCAGUACCUGGCACCGUCAUACCUGACACCAGAUAUUGCCGAGGAGAUGUCAGACGUCUUCCAGAACGAGUCGUCGCUCAGCCUGGAACACUUCCUCAAUGAGAAGUUUGCCUCGCGCGUGAGUGCUUACAUCGAAGACCAGGAGCGACAGCAACUGCCCACCACUGCGGAGGAGAUCGAGACUCUGACAGAGUGGACAGUGGCUCGACCGCCCCACAAACACCGCUAUCUGUAUCAAGAACAUACGGCGAACGACGCAGCAACCCCUAUCAAGGAGCUAUUGAACGUACUCUUCCCGUCCCAGGCUUUCCGAAAGUGGCUGGCCCAGAUCACCGGCGUAGACCACCUGACGAGCCAUAACUUCCUUGCGCGACGCUUCCGUCGCGGUUGCGACUACACCCUUGCUAGCGGGUACGAGGGCGAGGAACCCCGCCUGGAAUUCACUCUCGGCAUCACCCCUACAACGGGAUGGGAGAAAGAGCAAGACGAGGAUGAGGACGAUGACGAAGACGAGAGUGAGAAUGGAGAGAGUGACGCUAAGCCCAAGCCCAAGGAGAAGAACCAGGCUAAGGCUAAUGGAGACGCUGCCGAGUUCCCCUCAGUGGGCGGCUACGAGAUCUACAUGGCCGGUGACGAUGAAGAAGAAGACAAGGGCAAGGCCGAUCCAGCCAUAUACCGAUCAGCCGGUGCAGAUGAUGACGACGGAAUCCUCUUCAGCACACAGGCUGGAUGGAACAAGCUAAGCAUUGUGCUCCGAGACAGCGGAACGCUGAAAUUCGUCAAGUACGUUAGUGCGGCGGCCAAGGGUGAUCGGUGGGACAUCACUGGCGACAUUGGCGUUGAGUUUGACGACGAUGAUGAGCUCGAAGAAAUGGAUGAGUAG